Molecule: messenger RNA, 762 nt
Organism: Suillus discolor
Lineage: Eukaryota; Fungi; Basidiomycota; Agaricomycetes; Boletales; Suillaceae
Exons: 5
Source: RefSeq, a predicted model, not a curated record
GGAGGAAUUGCCUAUAUGCUCAUUGAUAUUAAGGCCACCUUGAUGAUGUUGAGCGCAGCGAACAGAAAAUCUCUCCUCGUGGAAAUCAAAGAACUAAUAGAAUCGAAAGAUUUCAAGGUACUUGAAUUUAUCAAGAAAAAUAGCGAGAUAUUCAAGGUCCCAAAGUUCCUGUUUGAAGACAUCGAGCUCACCGCACAAUUAUCAAAACUUGUCAGCGAAGCACUUUCUUGCAUCCGCGGCAAUAUAAAGACUAAGCUGAUGUCGUCGAUCCUAAAACGCUCGAGUAUCAUAGACACUGCAAGAUCACUCGCCCAUGGUUGCCUAGAAGUUGAUGCGUCACAUUGGAAUAGAUAUGCGUUUUUGGAUAUCUAUUCCCCAUCGCUCCUUCCGUCCCUCCACCGAGACCUUCGUGUCAAGGUUGGUGAUGCACUUGGCAUUGAUAACGGUGCAGACAGUAUCGGAAGCAUUGAAGGCAGCAUAAAUAGAGCAGAGGCUGGAGAUGAUGGACCCGAUGUCGAUGUUAACCAUGAUGGAGACGAGGAGGAGGACGGCCUGGAAGGAAACGUGUCUGGCACGGCGGAAACGUACGAACUCGACCCCAAUGAUUCGGGAUUUGGCGGCCAUGGAAAGCGCACUAUCUUCACGUCAACCAAAUUUUGGAGGUUUGUGGAUGCCUCGCUCGAGGGCAUUCGCAAAAUGGGAAAGGCAGAGGCAGAGGAACUCAAUGACGGAACACCAGUUGAGAAUAUCAUCAGAAAGUAA